Colletotrichum destructivum is the source of this 2200-nucleotide messenger RNA. RefSeq lists its product as uncharacterized. The transcript has 4 exons. The coding region runs from base 993 to 2030 and encodes 345 amino acids. Lineage: Eukaryota; Fungi; Ascomycota; Sordariomycetes; Glomerellales; Glomerellaceae. The record is from RefSeq and is a predicted model, not a curated record.
CAGUAACCGGGCUUUGGAUCCUCUCUGUGAAGGCAGCCGACCUGCGCAAACGAUUCCCCAAGAACUCGAGGCAGUUUCCCCGAGAAACGACACACCAGACGGGUGACGUAAUUGGUACUCUCUCUUCCAUCCUCCCUAACGUCAUAGCUCCCCCAGCUCAGAAUCGCCUACUUUCGCAGCUGCCGAUCGACCGAUCCACCCAUACACUUUCGCAAAGCUGCAGGGUAAUCUUGGCGGGUUGGUGGACAAGAUGACGAGCUGUGUGAACCAAUUCGCCAGAACCAGCCCACUCGUUGGCUGGACUCCUUUCCAUGUGCCACAUUAAGGGGUUAACCGCAACUCGUCCAUUUGCGCCAGCUUUGACGUGAUCUCAUCUACUUGUCGGUGCUGGACGGCCAACAACCAAUCCGACGGGGGGAGGACGAGGCAGUAUUGACUACUCUGCCCCCCUACUAACUACCUGCUUUCGACAGCCUACGCUGCCUUGCUUUGACCCUGCUCAAGCCACCUCCUUCGCAUGGAUGGCGCAAGAGCAGUGCAAGUGCAAGGUGUGGCUCCUGGGGUGCAGGACAAGUUCCGCCUGGACUGACCCUCUCAAUUGUCACUUAGACAAUCAAUUGGCUGGCAGACGAAUGUGUGACACUAGCGAGCCCAGCAAGGUGAGGUAAGUUGGACAAUCAUGGCCAAGAUAUCUGGUUUGCUCCCUCGAGCCGCUGUACCCAUCCCGGUCGAGAGCAAGCGCUGAGGUAGCGCAACCGCAUCAUCGCUCACCCGUGGAGGGGAAGGGGAAGGGAAGCCGCUUGCCGCACCUGGCCUCCUACAUCCAUGCCAACACGCCAUAUUACGUCCCGUUCAGGAAUCUUUCCUUCUCACCAAUCCCCACCAAACCCGAAACCACGAUCACCCAUCCCGGAUCCGAAUUAGUGCAACGAUCUCACGGUGAAGGUCGAUAACAGCGAAUCAAAUAGACAUCACAUACGGACUCUUCAAACAUGGAGACCAUUAGCAACAUCACAAACGCGGCGAGCAAGGCCAUCUGGGGCACAAACGAGGCUAACCAGGAGCCCGUUUCGGGUGUCAAGGGAAACACCAACCAAGGCGAACCGUUUGACGCCGGCAACAUUGAGAAUCCCUUAGACAAGAAGAAGAAGGCCGAAGUAGCAGAUGCCAGCACCUUGUCUGGCACGAGUGGAACAGAGUCGACCUCAGGGCCCACUGCGACCACAGGUCUGACCACUACUGUUACUCCCAGCACAAGCACAGCGUCAACCAACCCGACUGACCCCUCGACAACGGAUGAUCCUCUGAAGCACAAGUCGACCCCUCUUGCAGAGAGCAACCUGACGGACAGGUCACGAACUGCAGAAGACAUUAAGCCCCAUAAAUCGUUUGCCACCGAAGACCCCUCAAAGAAGAAGGAAGACAUUGGCAAGCCUGAAUUGAAGAACACCUCUACUGUCGAUGCGUCCCCGGCUGACAGCGCCGCUGGAAAGACUGAUACACGCCACCCUGCCGAUCCCUCCACCGACCCUGCGCCCAAGGGCCAAGACGUCAACAAUAACGCCUCUGGGCCAAUUACCGGAGGUGACAAGCUCGACGGUCCCGGGCCCAGACCCUUGGAGACUGUUGCCAAGGAGCGUGGAGGUGAUGCUGGGAAUGUCAAGAAAGACUCUACCAAGGGCGGUCUGAUCGAGGAUGAGUCGGCAUCAGGGCUUGAGGGCAGCAAGAAGGAUGUUCCCAAAGCAGUGAGCCGAAGCGAAGGUACGGGGGAGAAGUACAUCAAGACUUCAGGUUUGGCGGUCGAUGGUGGUGACUUUGAUGCAACCAAGCCAGGCGCGGGCCGCGAGGCAGAUCGUCUCCUGGACGAGAAAGAUCCUGCCCAUGCCGCUGCCAAGGCUGCUGCUGCAUCCAGCAGUGACAAGAGCACUGGAAAGGCCAGUGAAGACCGCACACACAGCCCUAACGCGGGUACCGAGAAGGAGAAGGAGAGUCUUAAGGACAAGAUCAAGGCUAAACUCCACCGUCACUAGGAAGGAACUGAUUCAGCCAGAGGCCUUUCGUCGAAUAUCUCCAUGUUGUAUCGACAACGAUCUUAGUGCCAGCGCUGCGAUGUAGCUUUAUGACGACUGUUUCUUAAUGAAGGAUAAACAUGACUGUUAAUAUAAUGCUUUCUUGAACCAUAUGUCGCCCAACGUCUCGU